AUGUCGCCUCGAGCCUAUUCGGCAUGUCUGUGUACUACUGCAUUGUCCAUGCUGGUGCCCUUGCUACUACUGGUCCUAUCCGCCCUCACGAUGGCUCAUGCAGAGACGAGGGGAAGGGGCUACGAUGGUGACACUAUUAUAACGGCUAAGCUGUUCGGGCAUAUAGACCAGUAUGCUUACUGGUUCAUAGACCUACUGGUGGGUACUCCACAACAGCGAACGAGUCUUAUCGUUGAUACUGGUGGGUCGGCCCUGUUGGUAUGCGUCUGUACUGUUGCUUGA
Messenger RNA from Perkinsus marinus ATCC 50983, 282 nucleotides. RefSeq lists its product as hypothetical. The record is from RefSeq and is a predicted model, not a curated record. Lineage: Eukaryota; Perkinsozoa; Perkinsida; Perkinsidae. The coding region runs from base 1 to 282 and encodes 93 amino acids. The transcript has 2 exons.